AUGGAUGCGCCUUCAGUGUCGGGGGAUUAUUCGGUACAAUCUACAGUUUCGGAUUUUGCGCCAAGGAAACGCUCCUUGAGGAAUCAAAGGAGGUCUGGGUCUCCAAGUGGAGUCUCCACACAUCUGCGCGAGAAUGUUAUGGGAGCACAAGAAGUACAAAAUGGACAAAUUUCAGCGAGCCCCGGGACAGGCCGUCCCAAACGUUCCGCCCAAAGAAUCAAGAGAUCGGAGGCUGGUAUCAUCGACGAUACAUUAAAGCCCCUGACGGAUGAGGAACGCAGGGCCUGGAAAGGGUGGUGUGAGCUGGAAAGUGAUCCAGCACUUUUCAACUUCAUCUUACGAGAGUACGGGGUCAAGGAUGUCAAGGUGCAGGAGGUUCUAGGUUUAGAGGAUGAAAUGUUACAAUAUCUACCGUAUGAAAUUUACCCUCAGAUGCUUGAAAUCCAUAUUGAUACUUCUCAAGAAAACCAGUACAACGCCUGUGCUACUAUUGCUCUUCUGAACAUUAUUAUGAAUGUCCCGGGGCUUGAUCUCGGAGACAUUGUCAGCAAUUUCAAGAGCGAUACCCAAUUUCUCAAACCAGCAUAUCGCGGCCAGAAACUAAGCCAAAAUGAGUACAUCAGAAAUAUCCAUAAUACAUUUGCCCGAAGAAUGGAUAUUCUAAACGCAGAUCUCGCUCUUUCGAAUGAGGUUUCCGCUUGGGAGAAUAAGAAGAAAACGAAAAAGAAAUCUGGAAAGACCAGGUCCAGAUCAGAUGAUGAGUCGGGCUUUCAUUUUAUUGCAUUUGUUCCAGUGAAGGGCGUUGUCUGGAGACUUGAUGGCUUGCAGCGUCAACCAGUCAGCUUAGGACAGUUUGAUAAUGACUGGAUUUCCGUUGCCCGUGCCAAUAUCUACCAACAUAUUGGCAAGUACGGUGAUGAUUUGCAAUUUAAUCUUUUAUCCUUGUGUGGAAGUCCGCUCCGCGCCAUUCCUUUAGAACUCGCCCAAAACAUCCACGCGAUCAAGCUUGUCGAAGCUUUGCUGCCGCAACAAACCCCCGAUUCAAAUAGCUACGCUCAGACCAACGUUGUGGGACUGAUUAGAGGACCUUCAGAGGAAUUUGGCGUUACAGACAAGCUACUUCAGGAAAUAGUACUUCCUUUGAGCACAUGCAACAUACUCGAGCGAGGAGGUACAGACGCGACCGCUCUUUUCAAGUUGCACCAGCAGUGGGUUGCCGAGCAAAAGGUACUGCGCAUCGCUUAUAGAAACGAACUGUCAUCGAUCAAGGACGAGAAUGAGCAGGCAGAUAGACGGAAGGAAGAUCACACGCCAACGGUCUAUCGCACAUUAAGAAGUCUAGCUGAUAAAGGCCUCCUAAAAGAGAUCAUGGAAGAAGUUCAGUCGACAUAG
Messenger RNA from Sclerotinia sclerotiorum 1980 UF-70, 1392 nucleotides. RefSeq lists its product as hypothetical. The transcript is spliced from 4 exons. Gene Ontology annotation, molecular function: cysteine-type deubiquitinase activity. The coding region runs from base 1 to 1392 and encodes 463 amino acids. Gene Ontology annotation, biological process: protein deubiquitination; ubiquitin-dependent protein catabolic process. Lineage: Eukaryota; Fungi; Ascomycota; Leotiomycetes; Helotiales; Sclerotiniaceae. The record is from RefSeq and is a predicted model, not a curated record. Gene Ontology annotation, cellular component: cytoplasm.